Messenger RNA from Caenorhabditis sp. 36 PRJEB53466, 1059 nucleotides. The record is from the annotation of a GenBank genome assembly. NCBI's taxonomy places the organism in Eukaryota, Metazoa, Nematoda, Chromadorea, Rhabditida, Rhabditidae.
AUGAGCAGCUCAUUCAAAUGCAACCUUCUUCUACUGCACAUUGCAUGGUUCGCCAACGUGGCAAAUUCUCUGGACCUUAGCGAUAAAGUGAUUGCCGCUGUCAACUGUGGAGGACAAGAAGCUAUUGGCGCUCAUGGAAUUCAGUAUUCGGCGGACACGUCCACAGAUGGCGUCGCUUCGGACCACGGAAUGCAGUUCUCAUUCAGCAACGCGGAUCCAGAUGACUUGGAAAUUUAUACGGUAAAUCUUUCAUGAUAAAUCCCGAAACUUGUUUUUUUUUCGUAGACAGAGCGCUGGAGCAAAGAAUCAUUUGAGUAUUCAGUUCCUGCUGGGGACGGCGAAUAUGUCAUCAUUCUGAAGUUUUCUGAAGUCUACUUCCAAAGGUCCGGUCAGAAGAUCUUCCACGUCAGAAUCAAUUAUCAUCUGGCCAUAAAUGAUCUGGAUAUCUUUGAAGCUUCUGGUGGACGUGGAUUCGCAUAUGACGCGUAAGAAUCGAAUUGUUCUAACUUCGUUCGACUUUUUUUUUCUAUUUCAGUUAUAUCCCAGUGGUAGUUAAAGGAAACACAAUUUAUGUGCAAGGGCGUCCGAGGGACUAUGACGGGAAUAUUUUGAUCGAGUUCUCCAAAGGAUCAAGCGACAAUCCGAAGGUCAAUGGAUUUGCGGUUGUCCGCGGGAAGAUUGAGGACAUGCCAGAGCCACCGAAGAAAUUCAUUCAAGUAGAGACUACACACGAGGACUUUGACAUUGUCAGUGAUUUCGUUCUUCUGAUGCCAACAAAUGUCAUUUUCAGUACGAUAUGACCACUAAGGAAGAUUCCUCCCAACAAGAAGUUGUUCGAGUCGACGAAAUCGAAGAAGACUCGGAAAUGUUCAGUGCCUCAAACCCAUCAAACUCCCAAAAUCCGUUUGAAAAUGUAAUUGCCUUCGAACAGCGUUUUCUAAUCUCUUCAAGUUCAAAAAGCAGGAAACCGUCGAGUGGUGGCACUGGAUACUCAUAGUAGCCAUCAUCGCGAUCCCCACCGCCUUCUUCCUUCAACAGUACUUGCAGCAACCAGAAUGA